AUCUGUGUAGCCCCAGCAGUGCCACCUGUCAGUGCCCAUUAAUGCCAGCUGACAGUGCUCAUCAAUGCCACAUAUCAGUGCCUACCAGUGUACAUCAACGCCACAUAUCAGUACCUAUCUGAGCUGCCUUUCAGUGCCAUCUGUCAAUGCCAGUCAGUGCCACCUAUCAGUGCUGCCAAUCAGUGCCACCUAUCAGUGCUGCCAAUCAUCAGUGCCACCUAUCAGUGCCCGUCAGUGCUGCCUAUCAGUGCCGCCUAACAGUGCCAGUCAGUGCCGCCUAACAGUGCCAUAUAUGAGUGCUGCCUUUCAGUGCCCAUCAAUGAUG
Staurois parvus is the source of this 325-nucleotide messenger RNA. The record is from the annotation of a GenBank genome assembly. NCBI's taxonomy places the organism in Eukaryota, Metazoa, Chordata, Amphibia, Anura, Ranidae.